Messenger RNA from Populus nigra (black poplar), 2091 nucleotides. RefSeq names its product aldehyde dehydrogenase family 3 member I1, chloroplastic-like. Gene Ontology annotation, molecular function: aldehyde dehydrogenase (NAD+) activity. Lineage: Eukaryota; Viridiplantae; Streptophyta; Magnoliopsida; Malpighiales; Salicaceae. Gene Ontology annotation, biological process: aldehyde metabolic process. The record is from RefSeq and is a predicted model, not a curated record. Bases 122 to 1777 code for a protein of 551 amino acids. Gene Ontology annotation, cellular component: cytoplasm. The transcript has 12 exons.
AUGGCUGAGAAACCUCCACAUGUCUACCGUUUCCCCAUGUUUUUUAUGCUUUAUAGGUGAUAUUGAAUGAACCCAUUAACUAUCAUUAUUCUGCUAGCCCAGUACUGAAGCUUCCCCCAUCAUGAGAAGCCUCUGUGUUGAGCCCUUUCAAAAUCUCAGUGUUGUUGAUACUGGUGCGAGGAGAGCUUUCACCCACUGCUCUCCGUGGAAGACCAAUCAUGAGCACGAAGCUGUCCUUUCGUUCCCUCUCUCCAGCCCCAUUCGUAAAUCACUCUGUAUUUGCCUCUCCUCUUCUGCAAAUCUACCGGUAAUGAUGGAGGAGAAGAAGCAAACUUUUGAUGCGAAUGAAGCUGCUUUGCUAGUGAAGAAACUAAAUGAAAGCUUCAGAACUGGCAAGACAAAGAGUUACGAGUGGAGAGUGUCACAAUUGAAGGGUAUUGAAAAGAUGGUUGUGGAAAGGGAGAAGGAUAUUUGUGAAGCCCUUUAUAAGGACCUCUCUAAGCCUGAAUAUGAAGCCUUUGUUUCUGAGAUUGCUAUGGUAAAAUCAUCUUGCGAGGAGGCACUUAAUGAAUUGAAACAGUGGAUGAAGCCAGAAAAGGCCAAAACCUCAAUGGCAACCUAUCCUUCUUCAGCGGAAAUUGUGUCAGAACCUCUCGGAGCUGUGUUGGUCAUCUCAACUUGGAACUACCCAUUUUCGUUGUCAGUUAAACCAGUCAUUGGGGCUAUUACAGCUGGAAAUGCUGUGGUAUUAAAACCUUCAGAAAUUGCUCCAGCUACUUCUUCACUGCUUUUAAAAUUAUUUGAGGAAUAUCUAGACAGAUCUGCUGUAAGAGUAGUCGAGGGAGGUGUUCUUGAAACAACUGCAUUGCUUGAUCAGAAGUGGGACAAAAUAUUCUACACAGGGAGUCCAAGAGUAGGGCGCAUUGUCAUGACUGCUGCAGCGAAGCACCUUACUCCUGUUGUCCUAGAACUUGGAGGGAAGUGCCCAGCUGUUAUUGAUUCUGAUGUUGACUUACAAGUUACUGUAAGGAGGAUCAUUGCAGGCAAGUGGCAAUUGAAUAAUGGACAAGCUUGCAUUAGUGUUGAUUAUAUCAUAACAACAAAAGAGUUUGCCCCAAAGUUGAUAGAUGCACUAAGGAAAGGGAUAGAGGAAUUUUUUGGAACAGAUCCAAUGGAAUCAAAAGACAUAUCCUGUAUUGUGAGCUCAAAUCAUUUUUCACGUUUGGAAAGUCUCAUGGAUGAUUACAAGGUUUACAACAAAAUUGUUGUUGGAGGACAAAGGAAUCAGAAGAAAUUAAAGAUUGCUCCAACAAUAUUCUUAGAUGUUCCUGGAGACUCUCAACUGAUGCAGGAAGAGAUAUUUGGGCCAUUGCUUCCUAUUAUCACUGUUGAAAAUGUGAAAGACAGUAUUGAUCUGAUAAAUUCAAAACCAAAGCCUCUUACUGCAUAUCUCUUCACCAACAAUGAGAAGCUAAAGAAUAACUUUGUGCAAAGUGUGUCCUCUGGAGGAAUGGUCAUCAAUGACACUGUGCUGCAUGUUACAGUUUCCAGUUUACCCUUUGGAGGAGUUGGGGAGAGUGGAAUGGGAUCAUACCAUGGUAAAUUUUCUUUUGAUGCUUUCAGUCACAAGAAGGCAGUUCUGUACAGAAGUUUCAGUGGAGAUGCAUCUGUCAGAUAUCCACCAUAUACACCAGAAAAGCAGAAGCUAAUUAGGGCUGUGAUGAAUGGUGGCAUAUUUGACAUAAUUCUUGCUUUGAUGGGAUGGUCUAGAGAUUGAACACAUGACUUAAAGACGGGUUCCUUCUUGUGGUGGUUACCCUCUCUCUUGAAUGUAUAUUUUCUCAAGUCCCAUCUAAUCUAUACUUAUGAGAUAAUGUAUGAUUAGUAGCCAACUGCACCAUUACUUUUAGAUUGUUAGAGAGCAUCCAUUCAAGGGAGAGUGUCCUGUUGUAGGAACUGGUAUUAUCAGAACAAAAAGGGAACUAAAAUUGUAAUAGGUACACUAUCAUUUGAAGAGUCACAUUCCAAUGAUUUGAAAUUGUAAAUUAUAUUUGAACUUGGAAUCUUACAUGAAUAUUUAGCCUCGUAAAA